AUGACGGGACCAGAUGAGGAGGAACCAGUUCUGGAUGUGAAACCACAACAAUUUGAUAAAGAAGGAAGUGUAACUACAGAAGAUGGUUUCACUGAUGCUAGUAGUGUUUCGGUAGCAUCCCCGUCAACCAGUGGUCAUCGCCAUCGACCUGGCGCAUUUCGGCGAUGUUUACCCGCGAAGAAGGAAGCGGGCCGCAAAGGCCAAUAUAUCGCUCAAACCCUUCGAGAGCUUUCACCAGAGGUAUCAUCAAUGAAGAUUUUGGAAAUCACGAAAGUGCUACAUACACCUAUGUCUUCAACGUCUAACGCAAGCCCCAAGCCCUCUUCGUCAAAAACACCACAAACAGCU
Messenger RNA from Strongylus vulgaris, 348 nucleotides. The record is from the annotation of a GenBank genome assembly. Lineage: Eukaryota; Metazoa; Nematoda; Chromadorea; Rhabditida; Strongylidae.